Molecule: messenger RNA, 2753 nt
Organism: Helianthus annuus (common sunflower)
Lineage: Eukaryota; Viridiplantae; Streptophyta; Magnoliopsida; Asterales; Asteraceae
Product: calcium permeable stress-gated cation channel 1
Exons: 13
Coding region: 213-2534 (773 amino acids)
Cellular component (GO): plasma membrane
Molecular function (GO): calcium-activated cation channel activity
Source: RefSeq, a predicted model, not a curated record
CAAUAAAUAACCAAUUUUCAUUUAUUUUGCUUGCUUUAAACACGCAUUCAUGCCGUUUCCCUGCUCACAAUAUUCUUCUUUUUCUUCAUCCAUCAAACUUCAUUUUUGAGUUACAUUUUGUUCAUCCAUCUAAAAGGCCAGGAAUUGUUGCUUUCUGUGGAAUCUUGAAUCAGUUUGCAGUUUACUGGGUAAAAAGGAAGAUCUGAAGGCAGAUGGCUACACUGUCCGAUAUCGGGCUUGCCGCAGCCCUUAAUAUCAUCACAGCUUUCAUUUUCUUGCUAGCUUUUGCUAUUUUAAGACUUCAACCUUUUAAUGACAGAGUAUAUUUCCCGAAAUGGUAUCUUAGGGGUUUAAGGGCAAGUCCUGCAACAUCUGGUGCAUUUGUAAAUAAGUUUAUCAAUUUGGAUUAUCGAUCAUAUAUACGGUUCUUGAAAUGGAUGCCGGAUGCUCUAAAAAUGCCCGAGCCUGAACUCAUUGAUCAUGCUGGAUUGGAUUCUGCCGUCUAUUUGCGGAUUUACUUGCUAGGGUUAAAAAUAUUUGUACCCAUACUCGUUUUUACAUGGGCUAUCUUGGUGCCGGUUAACUGGACAAACAAGUGGCUUGAGCGCACGGGUACAACUUUCAGUGACAUCGAUAAGCUUUCUAUAUCAAACAUUCCACAAGGCUCCAACAGGUUUUAUGCUCAUGUGGUAAUGGCAUACGCUGUUACAUUUUGGACAUGCUUCACUUUAAAGAAGGAAUACGAGACGGUUGCAAAUAUGAGGUUACACUUUCUUCAAUCAGAAAAACGCCGGCCCGAUCAAUUUACAGUUCUUGUGAAGAAUGUGCCACCGGAUGCUGAUGAAUCCGUCAGUGAGGCCGUGGAGCAUUUCUUUUUAGUCAACCAUCCCGAUCACUAUCUAACUCAUCAGGUCGUAGUAAAUGCAAACAAGCUUUCUAAAUUGGUUGAAGAGAAGAAAAGUAAGCAAAACUGGCUCGUUUAUUACCAGAAUAAGUUUGAAAGAAACCAAUCGAAACGACCCUUGAUGAAGACUGGUUUUCUUGGACUUUGGGGAGAGAAAGUGGAUGCUAUUCAACAUCAUAUAUCCGAAAUCGAGAGACUCUCAAAUGAAAUAGCUGAAGAGAAAGAGAAUGUUGUGAAUAAUCCGAAAGCAAUCAUGCCAGCAGCAUUUGUAUCGUUUAAAACUCGUUGGGCAGCUGCUGUUUGUGCGCAGACACAACAGGUUAGAAACCCGACCCUUUGGUUGACCGAGUGGGCCCCAGAGCCACGGGAUGUUUUCUGGCAAAACCUUCCGAUUCCGUAUGUCUCGUUGACUGUUAGGAGGCUUAUGGUUGCUGUUGCCUUCUUUUUCCUCACCUUCUUUUUUAUAGUUCCCAUCACGUUUGUUCAAUCGCUUGCAAACAUUGAAGGUAUUGAGAAGGCUGCACCCUUUCUCAAGCCUAUUAUCGAAGUAAAAACAAUCAAGUCAUUUAUCCAAGGUUUUCUACCCGGGAUUGCUUUAAAAAUCUUUCUCAUCCUUCUACCGACUAUCUUGAUGAUGAUGUCAAAAUUUGAAGGAUUUUUGAGUAUAUCGCGUCUAGAGCGCAGAUCCGCAUCAAGAUAUUAUCUUUUCAACUUUGUGAAUGUGUUUCUUGGGAGUGUGAUUGCUGGGACGGUGUUGGAACAGCUAGAUACGUUUCUAAAACAAUCCGUGAACAAGAUCCCCGAGACGAUUGGAGUGGCUAUCCCGAUGAAAGCAACUUUCUUCAUAACGUAUAUAAUGGUUGACGGUUGGAGUGGUACUGCUGGAGAGAUUUUGAGGUUAAAACCGUUGAUAAUUUAUCACUUGAAGAACUUUUUCUUGGUUAAAACCGAAAAGGACAGAGAAGAAGCCAUGGAUCCUGGAAGCAUCGGUUUUAACACGGGGGAACCUCAAAUACAGUUUUAUUUUCUAAUUGGGCUUAUUUAUGCUGUGGUGACCCCGCUUUUAACCCCGUUUAUUCUGGUUUUCUUCGCCCUUGCAUAUGUUGUUUAUCGUCAUCAGAUUAUUAAUGUGUAUAACCAAGAAUACGAAAGCAGUGCAGCGUUUUGGCCCGAUGUUCAUGGACGUAUAGUUGCAGCACUGAUAAUAUCACAGUUACUUCUGUUGGGACUGUUGAGCACAAAAGAGGCUGCUUCUUCAACUCCGUUUCUUCUAGCACUUCCCAUUCUUACCAUUGGCUUCCAUACGUACUGUAAAGGUCGCUUUGAACCUGCGUUUGUCAGAUACCCGUUACAGGAAGCCAUGAUGAAAGACACGCUUGAACGAGCAAGAGAGCCUAACUUAAACCUUAAAGCGUACCUUCAAAACACAUACGUCCCUCCCAUUUUCAAGGAAGCAGACUCCUCUGAUUCAGAUGAUGACGACGAAGAUGCGGACGAUAAAAAGUGGGAGAAGGAUAACGUGCUGGUCCCCACCAAGAGACAGUCGCGUAAAAACACACCUGCUCCUAGCAAAAUGAGCGUGGGUUCAUCACCAAACCAGCAGGAUAUUCAAGAGAAGGAUAAGCCAUAGGUGAUCAAGUUUGUAUACCACUUGAGCAGAUAAUACAUGUAUGUAGCUUUGUUUCUUGUAUAGUUUAGAGAGACUUUUUCGGGAAUUGUAAUCCGUCGUGUUUCAUGUAAGGCGGAAGAAAAAAAUUAGACAUCGUUAGAGUUUAUGAUAAUACAGAUUUUCUCAAAAGCAUUACGAAAGAAUCUUUAUUUAUGGACGAUAAUAUAUUAAGUUCACUAA